AUGACCGACUUGAACGGAGAAUGUCCCGGUGUCUUCUUGCAGGAGACCCUGUUUCCAACCUCUGGUGGAUUCAUUGAUGGUCGAUACUGCGAGGCAAUCUCUAGUGGAAAUAAUACUUUAUCAUGCUGUUUACCUUGCCCCCUCGCCGAUUGGCGAUAUGCCGAUAACAUUGCGCAACGAGUCGAAGUUGCUAGCUGGAUCAGUGUCGCCAUUCUACCUCUCUGUGUUUUUAUCCUCAUCUCAUACGCUGUCCUUGCUCCCAAAUGGACCAAUCGCCAUUACCUCAGUAUCUGCUUUACAUUGGGAAUCUGCGUCAUGGAGAUUGCCUUUAUCAUCCCCCUCGGCGUCAAACCAAACCAAUGCUACAACGAAAUUACACCUAAUGAUAUGUACAGCGAUCUAUCCUGUGCCUUUUCCGGAUCAAUGCUAUUAUUCGGGGGCUGGUUGGUUUCAUCCGCACUAUCGCGUUUCACUUCCAAGUUUGCUGGGAAGUUGUCUUGGGGCCAAAAUUCAUGUGGGGGGGCCUUCUUGUUUGGAUUUGGCAUCCCCGCUAUUGGCCUCGGCGUCAUGUUGAAGGUGACGGGAGUAUCCUUCCGAUUUGGUGAGAUUUGCCACAUCAAUAUCUACAAGGGAUUACACGAUUACUGGAUCCCGCUUAUGGUCUUCGCCUCCGUCGCUCUGAUAUUACAGGUGUCUACAAUGGCAUACUGUAUCCAUAUCUACCUGCGCUCACUCUUCGACAAGUCCGCUUCAACAAGUGAUAACAGCUCUGGUCUUCCCUCAUACACGGCCAGUGUCCGAACCGUCUCCGCUCGUCAUGCCUGGCGUCGAAUGCAACGCGUGUUACAGUUGCAAUGGCGUGGAGUCACGCUAGUGCUGAUCAUCCUUGGAAACGUGAUCUUCUUCGCCGUUGUAUUCAUCAAGCUGGACAGCGAGGAUAGCCCCACCGCAGCCAAUAUGAAAAAGGCCGAGCCCUGGUUUGAGUGUCUUGCAGCUGGAUACAGUAAGAAGGAAUGCGAGAGCCAAGCGGCAGGCAUGGGUCCUAACGAAGCCACGGUAUUGGCUAUGGUUUAUCUUCUGUCCUUUGUGGGGUUCUGGAAUUUUAUUCUAUUCGCCCGUCCCUUGAUGUUUUCGGGCUGGCUGGAUUUCAUCCGCAGGGCUUUUUCACGACGUCAUGAGUUUAUCUCGGCUGAUGCCAAUGAUCGUUUCGCUGAUGAUAGCAAAGGAUUCGAGAUGUUGACGACGACUGUGAAGACCCCCCCACCCAGAACCUUACAAUAUGCGAUCCCCCAGUCCCGAUCGCAUGGCCGGUCGGAGUCCCGUGGAUAUUCCGAGUCGGAUGAACAGUCUAAAUUCAGUGCAUAG
Molecule: messenger RNA, 1365 nt
Organism: Penicillium malachiteum
Lineage: Eukaryota; Fungi; Ascomycota; Eurotiomycetes; Eurotiales; Aspergillaceae
Gene: gprM
Product: protein gprM
Exons: 5
Coding region: 1-1365 (454 amino acids)
Source: RefSeq, a predicted model, not a curated record